AUGUCGUGGCAAAGUGUCCCUCAAUAUCCCCAGUACCAAGAUCCAAAUCAGCAAUACAAUUACGGUGGCUAUCCACCGCAAGGAGGCUACGGUGGCGGACCUCCGCAAGGCGGCUAUCCGCCCUAUGCCCAAGGAGGAGCUCAACCUUAUCCACAGGGACCGUAUGGCCAACCCUAUGGACAAGGACCCCCACCAGGUGGCUAUGCUCCGCAACCGGGAUUCAUUCAGCCACCACCUGCAGCAGGGGGCUACGGAGCCUACGAUGAUCCAGAGAGUCAGCCCAAGAACUUUUCCUUCGACGACCAGAGCAUCCGUCGCGGAUUCAUACGCAAAGUUUAUUUGAUUCUAAUGGGCCAACUGUUGGUUACUUUCGGAGCAGUUGCCUUGUUCGUCUUUCACCAGGGAACAAAAGACUUCGCUGCCAAGAACAUGUGGCUCUUCUGGGUGGCUCUUGGCGUAAUGCUGGUCACUAUGCUGUGUAUGGCCUGUUGCGAUAGCGUACGCCGCCAGACACCGACAAAUUUCAUCUUCUUGGGAUUAUUUACAAUAGCUCAGUCGUUCUUAAUGGGAGUAACGGCCACUCGCUAUGCCCCCAACGAGGUUCUCUUGGCGGUGGGUAUAACGGCGGCUGUUUGUCUAGCACUCACGCUCUUUGCAAUGCAAACCAAAUACGACUUCACGAUGAUGGGCGGCAUUCUGAUUGCCUGCAUGGUGGUAUUCUUGAUCUUUGGCAUUGUGGCCAUGUUCAUGAAGGGCAAAAUCAUCACGCUGGUCUACGCCUCGUUCGGAGCGCUUCUGUUCUCCGUCUACCUAAUCUACGAUACGCAGCUGAUGAUGGGCGGCGAUCACAAGUACUCCAUCAGUCCCGAGGAGUAUAUCUUCGCAGCCCUGAAUCUCUAUUUGGACAUCAUCAACAUCUUCAUGUACAUUCUCACUAUAAUUGGAGCAUCGCGCGACUAAGGAUCCCGCGCGUAGACAAUCGAUUUAUUUCCAAAUAUUCUUUACAUUUUAACCGGCUCCAGCUUUAACCGGCUUACAUAUUGUUGUCGUCUAAUCUCAUUCGCCUCUAACCAGUUCUGACACUGAGAAACGAAACGGCGGCUAUAUUCAACUUAAAGAUUACUCAAAUAUCUACUAUAAAUCUAUAUCUUUCCCUGUUGUGUUUGGCCAGUUUCCUUAUAUGUAGUUGGUAAUAUGUGUUUUAAGGUGAAGUGAAUACAAAAUUAACAUUUUAAUUUGCUUUUUGUUAUGUAAUUCGUAUUUAAGCUGGUUUCCGACAUGAUUUUGAAUGUCAAGAAUUCCCCCUCAGCCUCUUCGGAGUAUUAUAUAAAUGCAGUUGCGAGGAUAAUUAAAAAUACCAAAUUGAUAUGCCAUUCACAUAAAAACAAUAAAUAGUCACGUAUAUACAUGCAUACAUAUACAUAUAUACUAUAUUAUAUGCAACACGGCUUGCAAUUGUUAAAUA
Drosophila pseudoobscura is the source of this 1465-nucleotide messenger RNA. It is a transcript of the gene Nmda1, whose product is annotated as N-methyl-D-aspartate receptor-associated protein. Bases 1 to 960 code for a protein of 319 amino acids. The record is from RefSeq and is a predicted model, not a curated record. NCBI's taxonomy places the organism in Eukaryota, Metazoa, Arthropoda, Insecta, Diptera, Drosophilidae. The transcript is spliced from 4 exons.